Saccostrea cuccullata (small rock oyster) is the source of this 3143-nucleotide messenger RNA. RefSeq names its product lamin-B1-like. Gene Ontology annotation, molecular function: structural constituent of cytoskeleton. The record is from RefSeq and is a predicted model, not a curated record. Gene Ontology annotation, biological process: nuclear migration; nuclear pore localization; heterochromatin formation. Gene Ontology annotation, cellular component: nuclear lamina; nuclear envelope. Lineage: Eukaryota; Metazoa; Mollusca; Bivalvia; Ostreida; Ostreidae. The transcript has 11 exons. The coding region runs from base 140 to 1918 and encodes 592 amino acids.
AUUAUCCAAACCAGUUCCUACGUUUAUAACGAGCGUUUUAUUUUUUCCCUCUGGCUAGUCACGUGACUUUGAAAAGGCGGGUAACCGCGUUUAAGGAAGCCAUUUUCUAUUUGCAAGGAGAACCGGCGUGAGAUCCGCGAUGGCUACAGCGACACCAACUAAAUCAAAACGAUCGUCAACCCGAAGUGAGGAUGAGCCCUCAACUAGCGGGGGUGCGUCACCCGGAAGGCGUGCCAGACAGGCAUCCCCGGCCCGCAUAACUCGCCAAGAGGAGAAAUCCCAGCUACAGAAUCUGAACGAUAGACUGGCAGCUUAUAUUGACAGGAUCCGGAAUUUAGAAACCGAGAACAGUCGUUUACUGGUGCAGGUGCGGUCAUCGGAGGAAACAGUUACACGGGAGGUGUCCAGUGUCAAGUCUAUGUAUGAAAAGGAACUGGAGGAUGCGCGUCGUGUUUUAGAUGAUACAGCCAAAGAAAAGGCCCGAUUACAAAUUGAGAACGGAAAGCUUAAAGCAGACGCCGAUGAGUGGAAAGGAAAAUUCAAAAAGAGAGAUAGGGAGGCUAAAGAUGCAGAAAACACCGCCCAGAGAUUGCAGAAGGAAAAUGGUGACCUUCAAGCACGAACCAGUGAUGCGGAGGCAGCUAGGAAAGCGCUGGACACUGAAGUCAAUAAACUUAGAGGAGAGAUAGCCACUCUGGAGAGUCAGCUUGCUCAUGCAAAGAAACAGUUGGAAGAUGAGACACUUCUAAGAGUUGACCUACAAAACAGGCUCCAGAGCAGCAAAGAGGACCUGCAGUUUAAGUCGCAGAUGUAUGAACAGCAACUGAAUGAGAGGUCAGUCAAGACAACAACAGAGUAUGAUGAUGUUGAUUCUGCUCUCAGAGAGGAGUAUGAGAGUAAGAUGCAGGAAGCCUUACAGGAAAUGAGAGACAAGCAUGAUCAGCAGCUCCAGGAAGUUAGAGCAGAACUGGAACUUAUUCAUGAAAGACAGGUUGGCAAUCUGAAGAAUGCCUUGGACAGAAGUAUGAGUGGACCCACAGCUUCCACAGACGAGAUUAAGAUCACAAGGAGGAGAGUUGAUGAGUUAUCGUCAGAGGUCACCAAACUAAAGAAAGAGAAUGCAGCUUUGGAGGCCCAGGUGUUGAACCUGCAGUCUCGACUUACCAGGGAACAAGAGGAGUAUGAAGAAAGACUUGCCCUUAAAGACCAGGAGAUAUCAGACCUCAGAGCUGCCAUGGAAGAGCAGAGUCAAGAGUACGCUGACAUUCUAGAGAUCAAGAUCAAACUGGACAAUGAGAUUACCACUUACAGAAAGCUAUUGGAAACAGAAGAGGAAAGGUUGAACCUGUCACAGACUUCUUCUCCUGGAUCCACUCCAGGCAGCAGGAGGGGACACAAGAGAAAAAGAGUAGCCUUGUCAUCACAAGUCCAGGAGUUUGAAUCUCAUUCUACCUCAGGGUUUUCUGCAGAAUCAAAUGCCACUGGCAAUGUUAGCAUUGAAGAAAUUGACACAGAUGGGAAAUUUAUUCGGCUUCACAACACCUCACAUGAGGAUGUUGCUUUAGGAACCUGGCAAUUACAAUUGCGCCAUUCAGAGGCAGAGGAUGCAGAAAAUAAAGCACAAUACAAAUUUCACCAUUCUCUCCAAAUAAAGGCAGGGCAGAUGUGUACAGUUUGGAGUUCUGGCACAGGUCAAACACAUAAUCCACCAACUGACCUUGUCAUGAAAGGUACCAAAUGGGUCCCUAACAAAGAAACCAUGGUGUGUCUUCUGGUUAAUUCAGAUGGAGAGGAGGUGGCAAGGAGGACAAUGACAAAGAAGAUUCAAAGGAUCACUACCUCUACUUACCGACCACUGUCAGGGUCUGAGGCUGAGGGAUCAGGGAGGGCAGGUUCAGACAGGUGUUCUAUAAUGUAGAUUAUCAAGGUUAAUUGGGACUCCAGUCAAGUCCAAGUUCUGUGGAGGAUGGAACCUUGUUGCAGGAUAACCAAUCCACUUCAUCAGGAAUAGCUAGAUUUCUUAUUAUCUUUGUCUUGCCUUAGACCAAAUGUAUGUUGUGAUCAUUGUUAUUGUGAACUAAUGGAUACAAGUGUCAGUGUGUGCUUAAAAGUUGAUUCCAGAAAAAUCUCUUGAAUCUUGGCAAGGUAUUUGGAAAUUAUUUUUGAUUUUAUUUUCCUAUUUCUUGUUAAAUCAAGGCAGCAUUUGACCAUUGUUCAAGGUUUCUUGGAAGUAAUCUUGAUGUGUUCCUUUAAGACGGGCAUUACUUAAAUUCUGCUUUGUGUAACCCCCUGAAAAGAAUAGAUGCACAAAUUUACAUGUAUUUUACAAAAUCUCGUUUUAUGAGAAAAUGAUUUUGGAGGUAUUGUGGGAUGUGUAGAGUGUAAUAAAAAAAAAAGUGGUAGUUUACCACAGAACAAAUGUUUGUCUAGCUUACAUUUAUAAACCCACCUUGUAUUUUAUACCAUAAAGAUAUUAGAUAUUUCCUUUGAAUAAGACAUAUACAUAAUAUUAAUGUUAUUUUUUAAUUGUAUUUAAUACAGUAUAUUUGUAGGGUCAUUUUAUUGAAAUAUACAUGUUUUUUUUUUUUUCCCUGUCCUUAUGUGGACUUUUCAUGGUGAAGUUUUCAUUUUUGUUUGCAUAACUUUUUUUCUGUGAAUUUAACACAACGGUUGUGUAGCCUUUGUUUUAAAUUUUUGGGGAAUUUGACAGAUAUAUCUCCACAUUAGAUGACGUUAACUAUUUAUUCUAUGCUUUGAUAAAGAUUUUGGUUAUCCAUCCCUCUGACAGAUUGUGAAAAUCAGCAGCUGAGCGAUUUACAUUGCCAAUUCCGAAUGCAUAUUGCUGAUAUAAACAUCAGUGUUUUCUCUAUAUAGUUGAAAUAUUUGUACUUUCAGAAUGUUGCAUUCUUUUGAUUUGAUAAUCAUUUCCUUAUUAAUUGAGAUUGAUUUUAAUCCACAUUUUAGAAGUAGAACAUAAGUAAAAGAUAAUGUCAAGGUUUCUACUGUCCUUGCAGAGGGAUGGAAAUCUUAAGUGCAAGUCUUGUUUCUCCACUUUUUUGUUAUAUUUUUGUUAUUUUUUUUUUUAUAUGUAAACAAGCUUAUGUACUUGUAUCUUUCAUUAAAGUGUCUUCUCUUCCAACAUA